AUGGACCUAUCGUUCUCUUCUUCGAAUGUCCGGGUUAACAACCAUAUACCCGAUGAUAUUGUCUUCUCUAUUCUCUCCAAACUCUCUCUUUCUGGUGAGAGGUUUCAGAAUAAAGUUAGAUUUCAUUGGGACAAGCUUCCUCUAAGAGAUAGGAGAAACAACUUUUCUUUUGAUAUUUUGAGUCCCAUUAGUUUUAAUGGCACUCUUUUUCUAAAAUAUUAUAACUUCUAUGGCACUCAUAAAUUCAUGUUGUGGAACCCCACAACCAUGGAAUUCAAGAUCUUUUCUGCCAAAUCUGAUUGUUUUUCAAAGGUUUGGUCCGAUCAUUAUCAAGUCGGUUAUGAUCAUGUUAAAGAUGACUAUAAGAUGAUUAGGCUCACUCAUUGUCGUUCCAGAAGUAUCCAUGGGAUUUCUUCCUUCUGGGAGAUAUUUAGCCUAAACAAUAACUAUUGGAGAAAAAUUGAUGAUCAUUUUCCUCUCGCAUGUAUAUGCCAUGAAGCAGUGUACCUGGAUGGAGUGUCUCAUUGGUUGGAAAGAACGGAAACACAUAUACGUUUGGUGUCAUUUGACUUCUGCAAAGAAUCUUUCAUUACAACAUCCAUGCCCUCCGACACAGAUGGUGUUUUUGAUUUCAAUUCGACUAGGGAGAUAAUAUUGACGGUAUUAAAUAGAUCUAUUGCUUUUAUACUAAAUUAUGAAGAGACAUCUACACUUCAUAUUUCAAUUUUGGGUGAACUCGGUGUAAAAGAAUCAUGGACUAAACUCUUUAUUGUUGGACCUUUAACUUGCCUUAACUUUCUUAUCGGAGUAGGGAAGAAAGGAAAUAUAUUGAUCACUAAGAAAGACAAUGAACUAGCUUGGUUUGAUAUAAGUACCGAGACCAUUGAUGAGAUUGGUAUUACUGCGAAAUCAUAUUGCAAGAUAUCAAUCCAUAAGGAAAGCCUUCUUCCAAUUGGAGGAAUAUACCGUGAAUUUUCUUCUUGUUUUCAGCCGCAUGAUAUAUGA
Vicia villosa (hairy vetch) is the source of this 1005-nucleotide messenger RNA. RefSeq names its product F-box protein CPR1-like. The record is from RefSeq and is a predicted model, not a curated record. Bases 1 to 1005 code for a protein of 334 amino acids. The transcript has a single exon. NCBI's taxonomy places the organism in Eukaryota, Viridiplantae, Streptophyta, Magnoliopsida, Fabales, Fabaceae.